Molecule: messenger RNA, 1272 nt
Organism: Aureobasidium uvarum
Lineage: Eukaryota; Fungi; Ascomycota; Dothideomycetes; Dothideales; Saccotheciaceae
Source: the annotation of a GenBank genome assembly
AUGGCGCAACAAGACAACGCCGCCCGCAUCGCCGAAGCAAAGAAGCAGGCAAAGGACCACCCGCAACAGGCCGAGCAGACGUUCAAGAGCAUACUGGAACAAGGCCCUGGCAAGUCCGAUGCCGCUGCACGCGACUACGAGAAUGCCUUGAUGGGUCUUGGUGAGCUGUACCGCGACCAGCGCCGCACCAACGACCUGGCCGAGCUUGUCCAGAACAUCAAGGCUGUCCUGUCGUCACUGGCAAAGGCAAAGACUGCAAAGCUGGUGCGCCAACUGCUCGACCUCUUCACACCCAUCCCCGACUCGCUCGAAACACAGAUCUCCGUCACAAAAUCAUGUAUCGACUGGGCCGUCCAAGAACGCCGUGGUUUCCUGCGCCAGAACCUCGAGACACGGCUGGUCUCGCUGUACAUGCAAAAGCAGAGUUACUACGAGUCUCUUACCCUCAUCAACCGCCUGCUCAAGGAGCUGAAGCGUCUCGACGACAAGCUAGUCCUGGUCGAAGUCCAACUGCUCGAAUCAAGAGUCUACCAUGCUCUCGGCAACGUCCCCAAGGGUCGUGCUGCCCUCACCUCCGCCCGCACAUCCGCCGCCUCGGUCUACUGCCCGCCGCUGUUGCAAGCCAACCUUGACAUGCAGAGUGGCAUGCUGCACGCCGAAGACGGCGACUUCAACACCGCCUACUCAUACUUCAUUGAGGCUCUUGACGGCUUCCACGCUCAGGACGAGACCGAGAAGGCAACCGCCGGCCUCAUGUACAUGCUUCUCUGCAAGAUCAUGCUCAACGCCAGCGACGACGUCAACAACCUCAUGCAAUCAAAGCACGCCCUCAAGUACGGCGGCAAAGGUCUCGACGCCAUGAAGCAAGUCGCCAAAGCCCACAACGACCGCUCGCUCGAAGAGUACGAGACCGCACUUGCCGACUACCGCCACCAACUCGCUUCCGAUCGCUUCAUCGCCACCCACCUGCGCCGUCUGUACGACAACAUGCUCGAGCAAAACCUCAUCAAGGUCAUUGAGCCCUUCAGCCGCGUCGAGAUUGCACACAUUGCCAAGAUGGUCGGUCUGGAUGUGCACCAGGUCGAGCACAAGUUGAGUCAGAUGAUUCUGGACCGCGUCAUCAUUGGUGUCCUUGACCAAGGACAGGGCUGCCUUGAGAUCUUUGACGAGCCUGAGCGUGAUGCCCAAUACGAUGCUGCUUUGAACACUAUUGACAAGUUGAGCAAUGUUGUCGAUGUGCUCUACACCAACCAGGCCAGCCUGCUGGAGUAA